Messenger RNA from Colletotrichum destructivum, 4783 nucleotides. Its product is annotated as Putative DH domain, PH-like domain superfamily protein. Gene Ontology annotation, cellular component: cytoplasm. The transcript has 6 exons. Gene Ontology annotation, molecular function: guanyl-nucleotide exchange factor activity. NCBI's taxonomy places the organism in Eukaryota, Fungi, Ascomycota, Sordariomycetes, Glomerellales, Glomerellaceae. The record is from RefSeq and is a predicted model, not a curated record. The coding region runs from base 913 to 4317 and encodes 1134 amino acids.
GAAGACGAAGCACUUAUGUAAUUCAUUAUUCACGUGACCGCCGAGAGAUUCCCGAUCCGAUUGUUCCUUGAGGCCCGCUGUGUCCGUCUUCCCUAGACUGGGACUAGGCCGCUCCGGAACCACCCUUUCAUCGCUCGCGCCGAAACCGAGUCAGGGUUGAGGGACGAAGACAACAUGCGGAGGACGGAGGUCGGCCCGCAGUAUUUGCAGCGUCCGCGCGUCUUGUGCAAGGUAGGAAGAAGCCGUGGAUCAUUGAGGCGACUCACAUCCACCGCGAAGUCUCGGAGUAUCAAGGCUUUCUAUACGACCGCAUUUACCAAAAGUAAGGAAGGUAAUUAUCGAGAUGUGGCAAGCCACAGAAGCCACCACAUUGUAGGCCGCAAGGGCAAAUUUCCGGUACAGACAUAUUGAUGACUACACUGUAGACCGAUGGAGGGGUUCCUUUGUCUCCCGCUCGCUACCACACAUCAAGACAUGGCGCUCAUGGACCGCCGGUCGCCACCGUUCAUGUCCAUGUUUGUAUUGAUUUCUCCAGAGUAGAGUACGGACUCGCCAUGUUCGUCCAGGCUUGCGCCGAGCUUCAACAAGGACUCCGACUCGGUCAGCAACUUUAUGUUCCGGCUCAUUGUGUGCUACAGUAGCAUCCAAUUCGCAUCGUCGGCUAAGAUCUCUGCAUCUUGGCCCGACAACGAUGCACACUAAGGACGCCUUUUCUGGUCCCGCGGGCAUGUUGCAUGCCGCAGGUGCAUUCCUCUUCAGUGGUCCGUUUGUAGAUUCGCCGGGUGCGACUUUUCACUACAGGACCGUACCACGCCACGACUUCUCGUGAAAGCCAAGCUGUGUAUGGAUGGCAGCUCGUUCGUCUUCGUUUUCUUGGUGUAGUACACAGUAGCGGCAGCAGCAGCAGGAGUGAUGAACAUGCGGUCCCGACUCCGUGGUUCGACUAGGACCUUGCACCGGUCGGCUGGUUGUUUCCCUUCCCUUCCAAUCUGGAGGCAGUACCUCACUAUCUCCUGCCUUUCCUUGAAGUUGAAAGAGCUUUUUCGCUUCGAAUCCCUCCUUCCCUCCUUCGCUCUAGCGACCCACGCUGGCUUUUUCUUCCCGUCCCUUGACCAUGUACCUACCAAAGUAAGAAACCUCACGCCGGCGACAUCAUCCCCUUCAGCUUCAACCCCCCAAAAUCUCGCGCAGCUGGCAGUUCCAGCACCUUUGCAUCAUUCAUCUCUUGGUGUUGCUACCGUACAUCAUGCUUUGAAUCCUCUUGUCUUACCUCUUCUUUCUUGGACCUCAAAAAUGGCUUCGCCACCAGACUCUGCAUCUCUCGGUUCCUGUUCCCGCUCCAGUUCUGUCCGAAUCAACCGAAAGACAAGUUGCGCCACUUCAAAUCCCCCGUCGCCCGGGUCACAACACGAGUCGACCACGUCUGAGGAUGUUUUCGAAGAUGUCGACCUUUCAUCUGGACUUGACGGUCUGCACAUUGACGGUGUCGAAGUCUGGGACACUUUAAGCAACAUGGCUGCUUUUGGACUAGAGCCCAACAACAGCAACUCCUACGACUCCUACGACAAUCUUGUCCCGUUCCCCCAGAUCUCAUUAGACGAUAGCGACGACGCUCUUGAGCUUUCGGACUCGGACAUGUCGCCCAAACAAGGGCCCUUUCACAAAUGGAUGAGAAACCUGCAUCGACGCGCCAAACAGCGGCCCCGGCCCAUGAACGCAGACGGCACUCUGCCCUGGAAACUUCUUGAUUCCGCUGAUAGGUCAGCUCUUUCUCGGAGGACUCGCCACAGGAGAUCAUCAUCGGGCUCGUCGUUUGGCUUCGUCGCGGCGGUGAAAAGUGCUAGUGUCAGUCUUGCUAGCGGCAGUGCUAUAAACCGUCCUCGAGGCAACAGCCGUCACUCUCUAGCACCCUCCAGGACCGAACGCAGCAGCAGAGCUUCUUUUACAGCAGCAAGAUUCUCGGAAGACAGCUGCCACGUCGAAUGGCCGGCAGAGGUUGAUCCGUUGGCGACCGAGCGAGCCUUACAGCGCCGCCGUAUUUUGGAGGAGCUUAUCAGCACGGAGGAAAGCUACAUUGGAGACGUUCGUUUUCUGAUGAAUGUUUACAUUACGAUUCUUGCUUCUUUGCCUACCCUACCAAUGGGACUCAGGUCCUCCAUCAACCGCAAUCUCACGGACAUCGUCGAACUUCACGAAGAGCUGUUGGGCGAGCUGCAUCGAGUUGUGCCGGAUUCGGAGUACACGCAAAUCGAUAUUCCGCCAUCACCAAGCAGACCAAUCGGACGUAGGCAUCAACGACUGAGGAGUCUUGACUCGGUGCCAGAAGACGACUGCAGAGCCAUAAGCUGGUUGCAGGAAGUACCUGGAAUGGUCUCGGAGGCUCAGAUCGCCGGCGAUGUGGCCAAGGUUUUCAGCAGGAAGAUGAACCGUUUCUUCAUUUACGAGGAAUAUGGGGCAAAGUACGAGAUGAUGAUUAAGGAUGUGGCUUCGGCUCAUCGAACCAUGCCGCAGUGGGAUACAUAUCAAAGAGGCAUUGAAGCACUGGCCUCAUCGUUGGGUCCCGCCAAUACACAUGCCGACCUGUCAAAGAAGUCGUUGACAAUCGGGGAUCUCCUUGUCAAGGUGAGAAGUUGUUCACUGCCAUUACCGACCAAGGUGCUUACAAGUCCUCAGCCAAUCCAGCGUAUCUGCAAAUACCCGCUCCUAUUUGCCGAAUUAUUGAAAUACACGCCUGUCAUGGACUGCCCAAACUCCCACAUGGAAGUUGAGAGCGCACUGCUUCGAUUGCGAGAGGCAACGGCUGAAAUCAACCGAGCAACGAACGACAGGCGGAUGAAGUCCAUACUGGAGAAGACAUGGAUUCUUCAGGACCGUCUGGUUUUUCCUGAGCAAAAGCUUGAUGCAGCUUCCAAGAACCGGAUCAGGUCGUUUGGCCAUGUCGACCUUUGUGGUGCGCUGCAUGUUUGCUGGCAGACCAAGGAGGGUGCCAGAGGGCAGUACAUGAUUUGUCUUCUCUACCACAACGUCCUGUGUUUGGCCUCAGCAAGCAAGGUCGACCAGAUUUACACCAUCCAAGCAUGUAUCAACAUGGGCGGCAUCAAGAUUGAAGAAACGGACAACGGCCGAGGACUUCAGUGCCACACGGCCCCGUUUUCGUGGAAGCUUGUGUUCGAAUGCGACUCUCAACUUUACGAACUGUUGAUGACAGCCUGCUCGCCCAGGGAGCAGGAAGAAUGGCGGAGCCGGUUAACGAAUGCCGCCAAGGGAGAACAGGAGCAAAUCGACCCUAGUCUGUACAGUUCAAUGUUUCUGAGCAUGAAGAGCCUCGGGACGGUGUUUAGAAAACCAGGUAGGUGUUUCCAAUCACACAUUAACGGCUCUGUGCCGCUGACAGCCUUUUCUCCUUCUCCAGGCACUGUUGCUCGUCGGAUUUCGAUUCAUCGCGCCACGACAGUCGGCCCAAAGUCCCCUUUAUGCCAAGUCAUACUGAAAAACACAAGCGUUGUGCGAGACAAUUCGGAUGCUGCCUCCAAUUCAUCCAUCAACCGGUCGCAGUCGUUGCUUACGACAAACCCCCGAAUCCCGAUUAUCGCUCCGCCUCGAGGUGAAAGAGCUCGGCUGGAGGCUCUCAUGUCCGAUAUCUGGAGUCGAGACAUACUCCCGUUCCCUGGCAUGACUGGAAGGUCCCGCAGCGAGCACCUUGUCCGAAGCUCAGCGAGCACUAUGAUGCGAAAACUCAGUGUUGCGAGCAUCGCCAGUUCUUUUGCAAAGCGAUCCAACAGCGUGGCCAGUCUUGGAAAACUUGUGGCCGAAGAUGAUACGGGUGACAAGGGAAGUACGCUUCAAGGAAAUCCUUCCAAGCUCUGCAGAGCCGAGAGCUCCAACACGGAGCACGGCCCUGACGAUGAGGUCGAAAACACAAAGGGCGCUCGAUUACCCAAAAUUGACGACGAUGUCGAGGUUACAAGCACGGUUAGCGCUCCGGCAACCCCGAUGUUGCUUCCGUCCGCGAUUUUUGUACACGCAGAUCCCGUCGAGCAGCUUUGGCCUGGACAUGACGGCCGAGCAUCCAGCAACGUGUUGCCAUCGAGACCGAAGGUGCUGCGCACCGCGUCAGGGAAUAAUCUGCCUCGAAUUCGUCGAGACCCUAUCACACCGAAAAUUUCGCCUUGCCCAUCCGAGAGGGACGAAAAAGACCUCCAGAUUAAUGCAGCGAAAGCGCCUCGUCUUUCCCACAAGCCGUCGAUGCGUUGGGGCAGGGUUGGUACACUGAACAGAGACGACUUGGUGCAGGGCAUCCGAAGUUUCUUUCGAUGAGUGCGGACCGAAUUUCUGCAUUUCAAUGACUGUGAGAGUCAAAAAGGAAUGUGGCUUGGGCGCAAGAAGUAAAAAUACCACUUUCGUUGUUUGUGCCCUUGGCUACCUUAAUUUAGGGCCUCCCGUUGGGGGAGUGUCAUGUCCACAGCCAUUAUUAGCUCAGAGUGCUUUAGUCGUCACUUGACGACAGUAUAAUGAUACCCCUAGUUUGGAUUAUAUGAUGAAUACUUUACCUACAACAAGUGAUUUCAGUGAGGCCAUUGUGAGGUGCUUACUAUAGUGGCUUGAUUACCCGCGGACGUCCGUCUCUGUGCCCCAAUUUCGACCGCCUGGGGUGUUCGGCUCGAGAUUUCAAGCCGCGACCAGUGAGGCGACCUGCAUUAAAGGUACCUCAGGACAGGGGCGGUGCGGCAAUGGAGGGGGAUCAUUCUGAGCCAAAUGUUUCCUUCUCUAUCUGGAUCAUUCC